This is a messenger RNA of Ipomoea triloba (trilobed morning glory), 1861 nucleotides long. Its product is annotated as myb family transcription factor PHL6. Gene Ontology annotation, molecular function: DNA-binding transcription factor activity; DNA binding. The record is from RefSeq and is a predicted model, not a curated record. Lineage: Eukaryota; Viridiplantae; Streptophyta; Magnoliopsida; Solanales; Convolvulaceae. The transcript has 7 exons. The coding region runs from base 210 to 1613 and encodes 467 amino acids.
GCUGCUGCUUCAAAGCUGGUUAUGAGAUCUGUUGAUUUCAUAUAUUGUAUCAUUCAGGGUGAUAAAGGAUGUUGCCCUCUCUGUGGCAGUUGAUAUCUCAGAAUUGAUGUGUCUAUGCUGUUGGGUAGUGGUAAUUACACUAAACUUACUUUAUUACCGGUGUGGAUAUCAAUCUGAGUGGUUAGGACAUUCUUGAUGCAUUUAUUGUGAUGAAGAAUUACAUGUUUCUACCUGGGAAGCACUCCGAACUGGGAGAUGAAGUCUCUGAAUCUUAUUGUACCACCGAAUCUGAUAUUCAUAAUGUAUCAUCUGGGGAAUUAGGACAACACUUGCUGGCAGAUGAUUGCUCGUCAGGGUCAGCGCCGCAUAACUUGUCUGAUUUUUUGCAUAAAUGUACAGAACAAUCGCCAAUAGUUUCUCCAACUCCCAGUCAAUGUAGUUCCUUUUCUUCCGCUUCUCAUGUUCAGCAACCUCAGAACCAAUUUUCUCGUUCUUCCAUGUUCUGUACUAGUUUGCACUUGUCAUCUUCAUCUAGUUUAGAAACUACCCUGCGGUUAGGGAGUCUGCCGUUUCUUCCAGAUCCUUCACCUCACAGACUGCCAAAAAACUUCACCAUUCAGUCUUCAGACUCUCCAUUGCACGUUCAAAGUGACGAGGGAGCUUCAGAGUCUAGUUUGAAAAUUUUACAAAAUAUACUCUUAGAUGAGUCAGAUGGGAGUGUUAAUCACGGUCACUGUGAAAUUAAUGAUUUGCAACUGACUGAGCAAAUGGAGUUACAGUUACUAUCAGAUGAACUUGACAUUGCUAUAGGUGGUGAUGUAGAGAAUCCUCGGAUUGAUGAAAUAUAUGAAGAACCUCAAGCAUUAAUUCAACAAAGCAGGGAAUUGACACCGAGCCAAAAUUUCGUAUCCUGUACAUUGCCUACCGAUAAGCUCUCAGUUCAGCCUUCUUCUGGGCCUGCUGCUUUGCAUAAGCCGCGAAUGAGAUGGACGCCUGAGCUUCAUGAAUGUUUUAUGGAGGCUGUCAAGAAACUUGAUGGAGCAGAAAAGGCAACCCCAAAGGCCGUGCUUAAACUAAUGAACGUUGAAGGUUUGACUAUCUAUCAUGUGAAAAGCCACCUCCAGAAAUAUAGAGUUGCAAAGUAUAUGCCAGAAAGAACUGAAGAGAAAAAGACUUCCAGCUCUGAAGAUAAGAAAGCAACUGUAAUUGGUAAAGGAAGUGAAGGAAAGAAGAAAGGGAACAUUCAAGUCAUGGAAGCUCUACGAAUGCAAAUGGAGGUUCAGAAACAGCUACACGAGCAACUGGAGGUACAAAGAGCCCUUCAGCUGCGGAUUGAGGAACACGCGAGGUAUUUGCAGAAGAUCUUGGAGGAGCAACAGAAAGCUGGCUGCAGUGUUCCUGCUCCUCUCCAGACAGGUUCGUGUGCAGAUUCUGAACCCUGUCUUGCAUCCUCUCCAACGAGUGUUUCGCUCUCGUCUGAUGUGGCUUCAACAAAGCUUGAAGCUGAUGAUGGUGGCGGGAUCGCUGAACAUGAAACGCCACAAAAAAGACCGCGUACAGCCAACUCAGAAUCAUCUUCUGUAGAAGUUUUAGAUGAGAGCUGCAAAAAUUAAGAACUGUAUAUUGCUAGCGUUGUUGUAUUGUAAAAUUUUCUCUUCUCCUUUUGUGUUUUGUGUGUUUUCAUAUCUUUUACUAGGGGAAUGACAUUAACAUUGAUUCUCCUCUGGUCUCUUUCACUCGUAGAGUGGUAGUGCAGUAGAAAGAUUCAAAGAUGCCAUUACCAUGGCCCAUAUUAGUUUGGUCAUCUUCCACCUUAUAAAACACAUCAAUUAUUAAUUUGCUAAUGUUAUGAUUUUAUUCC